Oncorhynchus masou masou (cherry salmon) is the source of this 2284-nucleotide messenger RNA. Its product is annotated as adhesion G protein-coupled receptor E5-like. The record is from RefSeq and is a predicted model, not a curated record. Gene Ontology annotation, biological process: adenylate cyclase-activating G protein-coupled receptor signaling pathway. Bases 182 to 1480 code for a protein of 432 amino acids. Gene Ontology annotation, molecular function: G protein-coupled receptor activity; calcium ion binding. The transcript has 11 exons. Gene Ontology annotation, cellular component: plasma membrane. Lineage: Eukaryota; Metazoa; Chordata; Actinopteri; Salmoniformes; Salmonidae.
GAAGAACUGAUAUCGUGACUUCCAUUUUCUACUUCAAGAUGAAAUCUCUUCAGAUGACGGUGUUGAGAAAAGUAACAAAAGGGAGACAUUUGCAGAGAGAAUAACGUGACCGUGUUGAAGUACUACUCUGUCAGUUACACUUCCCGCACAGUUAAUCGACAAACGACAAACUGCCUUUGUAAUGGGAGUGAAUUUAUGCGUCUGGAUUCUUGGUCUCUACCUGGCCCUACCUUUGGAAGGGAUAUAUCCUCCACUCUGUCAAACAGGGUAUAAGAUUUCUAACAUUGGAAGUGGCUGUUCUGACAUUGAUGAGUGUGGUGAGGAAAGACAUAUUUGUGGGCAGUGGGGAACCUGUCACAAUAGGAAGGGAAGCUACUGGUGCAGUUGUCUCCAGGGAUUCCAUCAGGAAGGAGAUAUAACUUCUAUGUGUGUAGACGUAAAUGAGUGUAUAGGGGCUGGGAACAAAUACCCCUGUGGCAAGAAUGGAACCUGCUGGAAUCUGGAGGGCAGCUACAGGUGUCAUUGUCCCCCUGGAUUCACUACCUACGGCAACAACCAAUCUAAGUGUCAAGAGCUGAAUUGUGACCCUUUUGCAACUCCGAGUACACCUGAACAGACUCUACCAGGUUUUGACAGCCUCUUGUCUCUCCUGAGAAACAACUGUUUGGUGUUGAUUAACUCCUCUGGGUUGGCUGGAGCUACAGAAAAGACUGGAGAGGCGCUUUUGACAGGACUGGCCAAUGUCACUGAUGUUCUUCAACUCCAGUCCAAUGGUCAAGGUGGUAACAGCGGGAAAGUGACUACGCUACUGAGGACAGUAGAAAACUCUAUCAGACUGAUUGCUCCACAGCUGAGAGAAACUGUGAGCAGGAUAAAUACAAGCCAUACAGAGGUAGAAGUUGUGGUGAGGAGGGACAGGACACCACCCCGAGGACCAGUCAGACUGACGAAUGAAAACAUCCAACUUGACACCACCUGGGAGACGGCGAUCGGAGAUGACACGAAUUUCCCAGGUUUUGGGUUUGCCAUUUUGCUCAGCUACAAGAGUCUGCAGACUUUGACCAACAGCUCCGAGCAGCUCUCCUCCAGAGUGGUGACUGUAUCUGUUAGCAACCCCAACACAACAAACCUGUCUGAACCGAUCAUUCUCACCUUCAAUCACUUGAAGUCCAGUGAUGCGAAUACCACCUGUGUUUAUUGGUCAGAGGAUGGUGAGGGGGCUUGGUCAAUCCAGGGCUGCGCCUCCGUGAUGUCCAACUCCACCCACACUGUGUGCUCCUGCACCCAUCUCAGCAGCUUUGCCCUGCUCAGGGGAAUCCAAGAAAAUAAGAAAUGCAGACAGUUGCAGUUGGUGAUGUGGGCGGGCGCUUCCGUGGCGCUGGCUUGUGUGGUCCUAUCCCUGCUCAUGACCCUGUGGUGUCGCUUUGUCAGCAAAAAGCGCAAUGGAGGGAGCCGACCAGAACAGCAUUUUAACCUCUAAAGCACCCCAAUUUAGACAGCAGGGAUUUCUAAAAUCUCUUUUCUGUGUUUUGUAUAUAAUCCCACCCUAUGUCAAUUUACUGUAAAAUAACUAUUUAGACUGUGAACAAACUGUUAGAAAAUUUAAAUAUGAAGUUUCAGUUUCAACCUCAGUCAAUUGAUAAACAUGAUUUCAUGAAAUAUAUAAAUGUAUUUUGAUAUUAUUGAUUGUUCUCAAUUCCCAUCAAUGUCAAUUUACUUUUAUCACUGUUCAAUUGUACGUAGACGAGUUUACCAUAUCGUAUUAUUGUACAAGUUUAAAUAGCAACUCUGUUGUAAUCAAAGGAAGGAUGUACAUGUUUCUUCAUGAAAGACUGAGCACACCCUUUUACGCUCACUGUGUAUACUGGACACAUAGAAAGGGACAAACUGCACAUGCAUACCUACAUUACAUUCAUACUGUUAUGUGGCCGAUGGUCGGCGGCCUGGAGACCGGUUCAAGUGCAUCAGGCAGAUUGCGUGAAAACAUGAAACGAGGAGAACAAAACAUGCGUUAAACAGCAACCUCUUCAAAAUUUCAGGCUUUCUAAGUAGGUGAAGAACUGAUGGUCCAGGUUGAGUUUCUGUUUUGGUUAGAAUGUCAGAGAAUGAAAAACAUCUUUUAAAGGUCCUGAACAGUCAAAAUUGUGUUUAUCAUCCACAUUUAUUCUCUCAUUUUAUUUGUCUUAUUCUCAUACCCCAUUUAAAUAAGUACUGCCUUGUAACCAUCAUUGCAGAAGACAUGUUGGCAGUGGGACGUGGUUUACAUAGCUAGCUAGCUAGACUA